Messenger RNA from Gastrolobium bilobum, 705 nucleotides. RefSeq names its product translationally-controlled tumor protein homolog. Gene Ontology annotation, cellular component: cytoplasm. Gene Ontology annotation, molecular function: calcium ion binding. NCBI's taxonomy places the organism in Eukaryota, Viridiplantae, Streptophyta, Magnoliopsida, Fabales, Fabaceae. The coding region runs from base 77 to 580 and encodes 167 amino acids. The record is from RefSeq and is a predicted model, not a curated record. The transcript is spliced from 5 exons.
UCUCUUGUCGCUCCGUAGCUGUGUUCCACCGCACGAACCGUCUUGUAAGGAGCGAUCAGAGAGAAACUCUGCAAACAUGUUGGUUUACCAGGAUAUGCUUACAGGUGAUGAGCUUCUCUCGGACUCCUUUCCGUACAAGGAAGUUGAGAAUGGAAUGUUAUGGGAAGUUGAGGGGAAGUGGGUUGUUAAAGGAGCACUUGAUGUAGACAUUGGUGCAAACCCUUCUGCUGAAGGUGGAGAAGACGAGGGUGUUGAUGACCAAGCUGUUAAGGUUGUUGACAUUGUUGAUACAUUCAGACUUCAGGAGCAACCUGCUUUUGACAAGAAGCAGUUUCUUGUUUUCAUUAAGAGGUAUAUUAAGUUGUUGACACCCAAACUUGACGAAGAGAAACAAGAGCUGUUUAAAAAGAACAUUGAGGGAGCAACCAAAUUCCUGCUCUCUAAGCUCAAGGAUCUUCAGUUUUUUGUUGGGGAGAGCAUGCAUGAUGACGCUAGCUUGGUCUUUGCCUACUACAAGGAUGGUGCUGCUGAUCCAACAUUUCUGUACUUUGCUUAUGCUUUGAAGGAGAUCAAGUGCUAAGUGACGUACUUAGUACAAUGUACUCGGUUAUCUACUCCCAAUUUAUCUAGUUUUCCUUUUGCAUUCUGUACUAAGUUAUUUGAGACUCGGUAUUUUGAUUUAAUAGAGAGACCGUUUAUGCUUCA